This is a messenger RNA of Ipomoea nil (Japanese morning glory), 822 nucleotides long. RefSeq lists its product as uncharacterized. The record is from RefSeq and is a predicted model, not a curated record. Lineage: Eukaryota; Viridiplantae; Streptophyta; Magnoliopsida; Solanales; Convolvulaceae. The transcript has 2 exons. The coding region runs from base 1 to 822 and encodes 273 amino acids. Gene Ontology annotation, molecular function: nucleic acid binding; RNA-DNA hybrid ribonuclease activity.
AUGGCUUAUGAUGAUUCCUGGUAUUGGCAUGGGGACCCCAAGGGUUGCUACUUGGUUAAGAAUGACUACAGAACCAAUAGAGCCUUGAGUGAUAUUCUUCCUACUACUAAGAACUUGCUUAUAAAGAGGGUGGAGGUUGAUCCUAUUUGUGCCAUGUGUGGGAUCAAUCAAGGGGACACUAUGAAAAUUUUGGUAUUGUGUGAUUUUGCUAGAACCAUUUGGUGUGAAUCCAACCUUCCAAUCCCCAAUAUUGUGACAAAUGUUUUUCAUACUUGGUUUGAAGAAGUUACGAAUAUUCUAGACACUAAUGGGAUGAUGUUCACAACUGCUAUUCUUUAUCACAUUUGGAGGGCGAGAAAUGGUGCGGUUUGGGAAGCAUGUCUACCGACACCGCUAAAGCUAGUAGCUACCGCUACUGCCGCAUUGCACGCGUGGCGCCAAGCUCACCCAGACAGCAGCCCCCCGUCCUCGACCGAAGCUGCCGAGCCGACCACGAGCAGUGCUGCUGCCUUCAACCUCGUUGCUGCCCCAUUGCGGAGAUGUCGUUUCGACGCUCGAUUCCAGUCUUCAGCGAACAAAGCUACGGUGGGUGCAGUGUUGUUCGAUGAAAGCGGAAGUUAUGUCGUGGCUUUCAAUGCCAACCUCCCGGAUUGCUUCUCUCCGUUAAUAUCUGAUGCUUUCGCAUGUAAGGAAGCCUUGUCUUGGUUAAGAGAUCGUGGAGAGAAUUUGAUUGAGUUACAUACAGACUGUUUGAGUCUUCAACAUUAUUUGUCCUCGGUCGCUGGCCCCGUCAGUUCUUAUGUCGGCUUUGCUAUUAAUUGA